AUGGCAUUUGUGGAGAGGUGGCGGCCACACACCAACACUUUUCACAUGCCUUUUGGAGAGAUGACCAUCAUGCUCUACGACAUUGCAGUGCUGCUCGGGAUUCAAGUCGAUGUACAUAUGGUUGUAGGGAAUGAGAGUGUGAAAGCACAGUUGUGUGAGAUGCUGAGGGUCGCACAAUUGAGUUAA
This is a messenger RNA of Linum tenue, 186 nucleotides long. Lineage: Eukaryota; Viridiplantae; Streptophyta; Magnoliopsida; Malpighiales; Linaceae. The record is from the annotation of a GenBank genome assembly.